Messenger RNA from Microthlaspi erraticum, 4401 nucleotides. NCBI's taxonomy places the organism in Eukaryota, Viridiplantae, Streptophyta, Magnoliopsida, Brassicales, Brassicaceae. The record is from the annotation of a GenBank genome assembly.
AUGGCGGAUCUUCUAUCACCUCUAGGGACUCCACUAGUCGAUGCGAAGUCUAAAUCCGAUGAGAAAGUCGAUUACUCGAAUCUCCCUUGCCCUAUUCCCUAUGAGGAAAUCCACCGCGAAGCUUUCAUGUCUUUAAAGGCAGAGAAUUUUGAGGGUUUACGCUUCGACUUUACCAAGGGGUUGAAUCAAAAGUUUUCUCUCAGUCACAGUGUGAUGAUGGGGCCAACGGAAGUUCCUUCUCAGUCAGCUGAAACGAUCAAGAUUCCAACAGCCCAUUAUGAGUUUGGUGCCAAUUAUUUUGACCCACAGUUGAUGCUUGUUGGAAGGGUUAUGACUGAUGGUAAACUAAAUGCUCGAGUGAAAGCGGAUUUAACUGAGAGGUUGAUCUUGAAGGCAAAUGCUCAACUGACAAACGAGCAGCACUAUUCGCACGCAAUGUUCAACUUUGAUUACAUGGGUUCGGACUACAGAGCCCAGCUUCAACUUGGGAACAGUGCCCUAAUCGGAGCAACCUAUAUCCAGAGUGUGACACCUCGGCUAUCUUUGGGUGGUGAAGUUUUCUGGGCUGGUGUGCCUCGAAAGUCGGGUAUAGGCUAUGCAGCAAGAUACGAGACUGAUAAGAUGGUUUCCUCUGCACAAGUUGCAAGCACGGGUGUUAUAGUUAUGAACUACGUUCAGAAGAUUUCAGACAAGGUUUCACUGGCCACGGAUUUCAUGUAUAACUAUUUUUCAAGAGAUGUUACAGCUAGUGUUGGGUACGACUACAUGCUCAGACAGUCUCGUGUGCGAGGGAAGAUUGAUUCUAACGGUGUUGCAUCCGCUCUUCUCGAAGAAAGAUUGAGUAUGGGACUCAAUUUUCUUCUAUCUGCAGAGCUGGAUCAUAAGAAGAAGGACUACAAGUUUGGGUUUGGAUUAACAAUUCUUCGGUCCACCGAGAGCAAUAAAACCCUAUCACUAUCAACGGUGGCUUCAUUCUUCUCCAACUCUCUCCUUCCUUGGCUGAUUCGUUUUCUGAGAAGCUCGAGUGCUGAUUCUUCUGUGGAGAGUGUCGUCGAAGGAGAUCUUAUGAUGGAUUCUGCUAUUGAAAUUAGUUCAAGCAGUAGUGAAUGUAGUGAAGACGAAUCACCGGAGCCCAUUGAGGAAGAAGUUAGAACCAGGAGGAAUCCCUCAUGGCUUGGUGGCAACAGUAGCUUUUAUCAAAGUCUUGCAUCUGCAGCGAACAAUCAAGCUAAAGCUGGACAAACAAACCAAGCUUCUCGCAAUGUGCCCUCGACUUCUACGUCUCGUCCAGGAGACUCCAAGCAAUCUACAACAGUCGGGAACACUGUUAACUCUGGUGUAGAUGAUGAGAAGCAGUCGUCUUCGUCUCAACAAGCUCCGAGAAGGACCCUUCCACCAUCUUUUAGUUUGCCUCCUGUUCCUUCCCCAAGUGCUACGACUUCUACUUCUCGUCCAGGAGACUCCAAGCAAUCUACAGUGGAUGGGAACAUUGUUAACUCGAGGGCUGCCAAUGUCUCUGGUGUGGAUUAUGAGAAGCAGUCGUCUUCGUCUCAACAAGCUCCAAGAAGAACCCUUCCACCAUCUUUUAGUUUGCCUCCCGUUCCAUCCACAAGUGCUACGACUUCUACUUCUCGGCCAAGAAACGGCAACAGUGUAACCUCGAGGAUUCCCAGUGUUUCUGGUGUAGAAUAUAAGAAGCACCGGUCUCAACAAGCUCCUAAAAGAACCCUUCCACCAUCUAUUAGUCUGCCUCCUGUUCCUUCCAGAAAUGCUAACAGUAUAAGUAGUGGCAGUGUGAGUCGCUUUGGUGGAGAUUAUACUAGUCCAGCUCUAGGCAACAAGAGUACCUUUGGUGAUCGUCACCGUGGAGCUCAUACUGAGAUUGGAAUUCACCGUGGGAUUAAUGGUGUUAGGAUCCUGCCUCCAUCUAUGACGCAUGGAACAUCUGCUACUCCUUUGCAUUAUGGUGGUUCAAGUGAUCCAAUGCACAGGACUUCCCUCGGUGAAGAUAGGAAUCCUGAGAACGAUGAGACGCUCAUCUAUCAGGCUGCACUACAGGAUCUGAAUCAACCCAAGACUGAAGCCGAUCUACGUCCUGGUACUCUGUCAGUUCCUCUUAUGAGGCAUCAGAAAAUUGCAUUGGCAUGGAUGUUUCAGAAGGAAACAAAAAGCUUGAACUGUUCGGGAGGGAUAUUAGCAGAUGAUCAGGGACUUGGUAAGACAGUCUCGACAAUUGCUCUUAUCUUAAAGCAAAAGUUUGAGUCACAGCUAAAUUCUGAGAAUUCAAGCCAGCAAGUAUCUGAAAUAUUGGACCUGGAUGCUGAUGAUGAGUCAGAGAAUGCUAAGCACGAAAGUAAUAGUCAAGUAAAGUCAGAGCUCAAGAUUUCAAGCAACAGUGAGACCAAGGUUAUGACUGCUGGUGGUAGUGAUGAGAAUGGCAGUUCAGAUAUGGAGAAAGUCAAAGACGAAGAAGUGAGUACUUCAACACGGGCAUUUAACAGGAAGAGACCAGCUGCUGGUACAUUAAUUGUUUGUCCAGCAAGUGUUGUAAGGCAGUGGGCAAGAGAACUGGAUGAGAAGGUGUCUGAUGAAUGCAAACUUUCUGUUUUAGUGUACCAUGGUGGUAAUAGGACCAAAGAUCCUGUUGAAUUAGCAAAAUAUGAUGUGGUUGUGACAACUUACGCCAUUGUUACCAAUGAAGUUCCCAAAAAGCCUUUGGUGGAUGAGGAAGAGAACGAUGAAAAGAAUACUGAAAAACGUGGUCUUGCCUCUGGCUUCCCCAACAAUAGGAAACGUAAAGCUGCAAUGGGUGCUAGUAAGAAGCGCAAGAAAAGAGGUAGAGAAAGCAUUGAUGAUGAUUCUUCUUUUGACCCUGAUUGUGGCACUCUAGCAAGAGUUGGUUGGCUCAGGAUAGUGUUAGAUGAAGCUCAGACGAUUAAAAAUCAUACAACACAAGUGGCAAGAGCAUGUUGCUUUCUCCGAGCCAAAAGGAGGUGGUGUUUGUCUGGAACACCAAUUCAAAACUCAAUUAAGGAUUUAUACAGUUAUUUCCGUUUUCUUAAGUAUAAUCCAUAUGCCGUCUACAAGUCAUUUCACGACACAAUCAAGGUUCCAAUCUCCAGAAACUCUCUUCAAGGUUACAAGAAGCUUCAAGCUGUUCUAAGGGCUAUAAUGCUGCGCCGAACCAAAGGAACAUUGCUUGACGGGAAACCCAUAAUUAAUCUACCUCCAAAGAAACUUAACUUGAGCCAGGUCGACUUUUCAGUGGAGGAGCGAUCUUUUUACAUGAAGCUUCAAGCAGAUUCACGAUCACAAUUCAAGGCUUAUAAGGAUGCAGGAACUGUGAGCCAAAACUACGCAAAUAUUCUUCUGUUGCUUUUGCGACUACGCCAAGCUUGUGAUCACCCACAACUUAUUAAAGGACAUAAUGCAGAUCCUGUUGGAAAACUAUCACAAGAAGCAGUUAAAAAGCUCCCUAGGGAUGCUCGAAUCAACCUGCUCAAUCGCUUAGAGUCAUCAUCUGCCAUCUGCUGUGACUGUGAAGAUCCACCAGAAAAUCCUGUUGUUUCGUUGUGUGGCCAUGUAUUCUGCUAUCAGUGUGUUUUAGAACAUAUAAAUGGGUAUGAUAACAUGUGCCCUGGAUCGAGAUGCAGAGAACAGCUUGGGCGUGAUGUUGUAUUCUCUGUAUCUGCCCUUAGAAAUUGCAUCAGCAAUGAUUCUGGCUGUAGUUCUUCACAUGAUAAGGGUCUCGAUAAAUCAGUUUUUGAAAGAAGCGAGUUUAGAUCAUCAAAAAUCAAAGCUGUCCUAGAUAUCCUGCAGUCUCUUUCCAAACAAGGCAGCCCGAACUCAGCACAGCCAUAUGACGGUGACGAUGACGAUGUUACCAUUGUAGAGCCAAUGAAUCUUCACUCAUCUUCACCUAGCCAGGGGCCAGUAAAGACGAUAGUAUUCUCUCAGUGGACUAGUAUGCUUGACUUGGUUCAGCUACGUUUUAAUGAAAAUGGUAUAGAAUUCAGACGAUUAGAUGGUACAAUGAGCCUAGCAGCAAGAGACAGGGCUGUAAAAGAAUUCAGCAAUGAUCCAUAUGUAAAGGUGAUGCUGAUGUCUCUAAAAGCUGGAAACCUUGGGUUGAAUAUGGUAGCUGCAUGUCAUGUAAUUCUUUUGGAUCUUUGGUGGAAUCCAACAACCGAAGAUCAAGCUAUCGAUCGUGCACAUCGUAUUGGACAAACUCGGCCAGUUACUGUAACUCGCAUUACUAUUAAAGAUACCAUUGAGGAUAAGAUUUUGCGUCUUCAGGACGAGAAAAGAAAAAUGGCUGCAUCUGCGUUCGGUGAAGAGCAUGGUGGAAGCUCUGCAACUCGGCUGACAGUUGACGAUCUCAAUUAUCUAUUUAAUGUGUAG